CGUUAUUUAGAGGCUGUAUGGUGGAUGCCCCGAACCCUUGCGUUGUAUGGAUAUACACCGAUGGAGGAUCUAAAAUGCGUCCGAAGGACUCCAAGUUACUCCAAACCUUUAUGGCUCGGUGACAGAUGGCGAGUCCCUCUCCCCCAGGGGGAAGCCAGUCUCUGUGAAUGCGGCCGCAUGUCAAUCACCGGCUCUCAUGUGAUGGCUCUUGCCAAUGACGUGCCAGCCAUAUGGGCCUGGCAUCAGAGCUGGUAUGUAACCCACCCAGUCCUGCCUCUGAGGUGCCACAUGCACGGCUCCUGCUCCGCGCGUUCGGGCUGGAGAUCAGCAGCAUCAGCAUCAUCAGCAUCAGACAGAGGAGGAGAAGAGAGAGAGAGGUGUGAGAGCUGAGCAUCGUGCAGGGCGUGUGGAUGUGAUGCCCACCCGGAGAGACAUGGUGUAAACAAACCGAGCUUCGCCCUGUCACUGAGCUCCACCGCGGAGGUCUCUCGCCACUAUGUUGAGCCGUCUGUUCAGCGAGGUGCUGCCGGAUGUCCAGAGGCUCGCGGCUGACUGGGCGGACGACAACGAGAGCGAGGACGGUAAGGACAAGGGCGACGGGCACGAGCCCUGUCACCUCGGGGACGACGAGCUGGACGAGCCGCUGGAAGGCAGCAGCCGGGCUGAGUCUGAGAUGGGCGCCGACGACGACGACGACGACGAGGAGGACGAGGCCGAGGAAGAGGAGUGCGGAGACGAGAACGGCGGAGAUAAGCCCAAGAAGCGCGGCCCAAAGAAGCGCAAGAUGACCCCGGCGCGCGCGGAGCGCUCCAAGGUGCGUCGACAAAAGGCGAAUGCGCGGGAGCGCACGCGCAUGCACGACUUGAAUUCUGCAUUGGACAAUCUGCGCAAGGUGGUGCCAUGCUACUCCAAAACCCAAAAACUCUCCAAGAUCGAGACUCUGAGGCUGGCCAAGAAUUACAUCUUAGCUCUGGGGGAGAUUUUACGCAACGGGAAGCGUCCAGAUGUGGUGGCCUACGUGCAGAUGUUGUGCAAAGGCCUGUCACAACCCACCACCAACCUGGUAGCAGGCUGCCUGCAGCUCAACACCAGGAACUUCCUGACUGAACCGUGUUCAGACGGAGCCCGCUUCCACAUGCCCACCUCUCCCUUCUCCGUCCACCCCUACUCCUACCGCUGCUCCCGCCUCUCCAGCCCGCACUACCAGCCCGGAUCCGGCGGUGCGCUCAACUUGCGGGGCCAUUCCUACGGUUCUGGAUACGAGGGCGUGUACCCACCGGGGGGCACGUCUCCUGACUACAGCAGCCCGGACUAUGAGGGCCAGCACAGCCCGCCUGUGUGCCUGAACGGCGGACUGUCUGGGAGGCAGCAGGAGAACUCUGACUCGGACAGGAACUAUCACUACUCUAUGCAUUACUCCGGACUGACCACGUCUCGACCAGGCCACAGUCUGCCUUUCGGGCCCUCGGGAGCGCGCAGUGGUGGUGGUGGUGGUGGUGGUGCGCACUCUGAAAACAUUCCCCCCUUCCACGACGUGCACGUGCACCAUGACAGGGCUCCUCCAUAUGAGGACCUCAAUGCGUUUUUCCACAACUGAGCCCCGGUCAGGCUCAUCGACCUUCCAGUGACAAUCCCAUAAUGUGUAAUGAUGUUUGGAAACAAGAGGAGAAGGAAGUGACACAGAAUCCUCUGAUUUACCUUCUGUAUUCUACUGAUGUCAUCCCUAUACUGUUGUACAUCCUCUCAAAGUGUGUCCAGUAUUAUCAUGUAUGCAGAACGACUGCAGUUGACCUAAACGAUGUACAGGCCCACGAGAAAAAAAAGAAACAGAAAUAAAAAAACGUUUUAUAAUUGUCUG
Paralichthys olivaceus (Japanese flounder) is the source of this 1858-nucleotide messenger RNA. RefSeq names its product neurogenic differentiation factor 2-like. The record is from RefSeq and is a predicted model, not a curated record. Gene Ontology annotation, biological process: positive regulation of transcription by RNA polymerase II; axon development; sensory organ development. Gene Ontology annotation, molecular function: E-box binding; DNA-binding transcription factor activity, RNA polymerase II-specific; protein dimerization activity. Lineage: Eukaryota; Metazoa; Chordata; Actinopteri; Pleuronectiformes; Paralichthyidae. Gene Ontology annotation, cellular component: nucleus.